CUGCGGCGGGGGCAAUGGCUGGUAUCUCGGAGCGCACCUUCAUCGCCAUCAAGCCUGACGGUGUCCAGCGGGGCCUGGUGGGCGAAAUCAUCAAGCGGUUUGAGCAGAAGGGCUUCAAACUGGUGGCCAUGAAGUUAAUACACGCCUCUGAAGAUCUUCUGAAACAGCACUACAUUGACCUGAAAGACAGGCCCUUCUAUGCUGGUUUGGUUAAAUACAUGAACUCUGGACCUGUUGUGGCCAUGGUAUGGGAAGGACUGAAUGUGGUUAAAACUGGGCGAGUAAUGCUAGGGGAAACCAACCCUGCAGAUUCUAAGCCUGGUACCAUCCGUGGUGACUUCUGCAUUCAAGUAGGAAGAAAUAUCAUUCAUGGCAGUGACUCUGUAGAAAGUGCACAGAAGGAGAUCAACCUGUGGUUCAAACCUGCAGAGCUUGUUGACUACAAAUCCUGCGCACAUGACUGGAUCUAUGAGUAAAAGGUUUCCACAAUGAAUUGUGCCUUCUUAAGAAGUCAUCUCAUUCCAGCUAUUGAUCUGGGAGCAAUCAUCACCACGGUUAUCUUUGUCAUUUUCGGAACUGUCAAAUAAAUGGGAUGAUAAGAACUAA
Messenger RNA from Tinamus guttatus (white-throated tinamou), 606 nucleotides. The record is from RefSeq and is a predicted model, not a curated record. Lineage: Eukaryota; Metazoa; Chordata; Aves; Tinamiformes; Tinamidae.